AUGCGGUGGUGGUCGGGGUUAUUGGUUGGGCUUAUCUCCGCCUCAGGGGUGAUUGCGACCCCAACGGAUGCUCUGUACGAUCUCGUCAAACGAAGGCUGCCAAAUCAUGUCGGCGACUUUCGCUUCAGCUUGGUGCACAAUUCCACCGUAUCCGACGGAUAUGACCAUUUCAAGGUCCAAACCACGUCGAACGGGACUGUGCUAGUUCAAGGGACUACUAUUAGCGCGCUUUCUUCGGGGUAUGUCCACGCUCGAGGCGAGAAAGUCGAGCCAGAAAACUAA
Molecule: messenger RNA, 282 nt
Organism: Penicillium chermesinum
Lineage: Eukaryota; Fungi; Ascomycota; Eurotiomycetes; Eurotiales; Aspergillaceae
Exons: 1
Coding region: 1-282 (93 amino acids)
Source: RefSeq, a predicted model, not a curated record